This is a messenger RNA of Ziziphus jujuba (common jujube), 829 nucleotides long. RefSeq lists its product as uncharacterized. Bases 141 to 497 code for a protein of 118 amino acids. The record is from RefSeq and is a predicted model, not a curated record. The transcript has a single exon. NCBI's taxonomy places the organism in Eukaryota, Viridiplantae, Streptophyta, Magnoliopsida, Rosales, Rhamnaceae.
UCUUCAUAGCCAUCCAACACCAAUUUUAUUUAUUUAUUUUUUGUUCUCUCUUCUCUGCUUUAAAAAAAAAAAAAAAAAAAAAAAACUCAAAAUCUCAUUUCCGAAAAAAACUUCACCAAAAAGCUUUACUUACAAUCUCCAUGGCUGUUUCAAUAUCCACCAACCUUACUCAACUACUCUUCUUCACCAUUCUCCUCAUCCUGGUUUCUUCUUCCUCAGCUAGACUCUUCCCGGACACUGUACCGGCUCUCAAUCUCGUGCUUCCUGGAGAAAACCACGUUGUCGCGGGUUUAUCAUCAUCAUCAUCGGAGAAAGAUAUGGGUCGGAAGGUGGCUCUACCGUGUAAUAUGGAAACCUACGGGAAGCAGGGAAUGGGUUUCCAACCUCUGAGACUUGGUGGAAGGAAGCAUUAUGGAUCUUUGGUCCUCAACAUGCUUCCCAAAGGGCCGGUGCCAUCAUCUGGUCCAAGCAAAAGGAUCAACGGCAACAAGAAUUAGAGAUAUCAGUCUCUCUCUCUCUCUCUCUCUCUCUCUCUUUGUAUUCGGAAUUCUGAAAUAUACGCCAAAAAGAGUUCAAGGUCAUCAAUGGCUGCGCGCUUCUACCUGGUUUCAAUCAUUAAGAUUGGUUAUUCUUUUUUGGUUUGUUUGUUUUUUUCACUUUUUUAGCUGGGGAUAUGUGUAAAUACCCAUUACACAGUUAUAAGACUUUUGUAUACUUUAGAGAUAGGUGAUUAAGGAGUUUGAUUUUCGUUCUUGUUGAAUACUAUUUUCUUUAGCUUUGUUGAAAGAUUUAAAAAUAAAUAAAUCAAUACAAUUUAUAAUUACAUGAA